AUGUCCACCAUCUCAGACAACACCACACACACAACAUCCAACGAAACAAACUCACAUACCACGUCAUACUCUUACGCAAGGAUGAACAUGGCCACAGACAGCAGGGCCUCAAACACACAUACAACCAUAGACGACAUGGAAAGCUUCUCCUCCAUGCUCACCACCAUCACAACAGCAUCAUCCCUAACAUCCCUUUAUACAACUUCAAACGACAGCCUUGUCUCCUCAGAAGACGAACACAGCAGCUCCUUGGCUACCACCACCGACUCCUGGACCGAAUGUGAUCUCGGCCCCAUCCCGGAGUCCAACAGCACUAUGUCGAACUGGCCUCUUUAUAUUCAACAGACACCGUGGGAGCUUGACUCCGACACUGAAAGCGAAGACGCAGUUCUCAACCCCCACUGCCCAACCAUCACCUUGACUACCCUCACCCUGGCUACCCUCAGCAGCACGCGUGUAUCUCCGUGCAGGGACCACAGCGUGCCUCUCGCCCUCGGCGAAAACCUGGUGAUUCAGAGCCCUAGUUUUACAACCAACGAGCUCAUAAUGGAUCCGACGCCAUGGACCCGCCUUACCCUCGUGACCAGGCUUCUUACUCGAGAUAUUCAAGCCCAAACCCAGGAUACGCCCUGGACAAAACUAUCGACCGCGUAUCCCCGAGUUGAAAUUUGGGGUGGUAAGAAGGCCGGGUACGCGACGCUCUGGCGCAUCGAUCGGGUGUUCCGAAACCAUGGGGUCUGUAUCCGUGGGUUCGGGCUGCAUGCGGGGUAUCUUUCCGGCCUUGCGCGGCUGGUUUGGGUGCCUGUUUUUCGGUUGGAGGCGGCGAGUGAGGUCCCUGUUAGGGCUUGGAGGGGCGCUGUGAGGGAGGUUGGGUUAGCUGGGGGGUGGGAUUUGGGGUUGGAUGGGGAGGGCCAGGUGGAGGUUGAUGUUGAUGUUGAUGUAGAUUUUGGUCGUGGGUGGUUGGAUAUCGAUGGUUUGACUUUUUCUUCUUCGUCUUCUCUUGAGGGUGGGGAUAGGGAAGAGAGGGCUAGGGAGUGUUGGAUUUAUGUUGGGGGUAGGGGUUAG
Molecule: messenger RNA, 1065 nt
Organism: Aspergillus pseudonomiae
Lineage: Eukaryota; Fungi; Ascomycota; Eurotiomycetes; Eurotiales; Aspergillaceae
Exons: 1
Coding region: 1-1065 (354 amino acids)
Source: RefSeq, a predicted model, not a curated record